Molecule: messenger RNA, 336 nt
Organism: Alternaria burnsii
Lineage: Eukaryota; Fungi; Ascomycota; Dothideomycetes; Pleosporales; Pleosporaceae
Exons: 1
Coding region: 1-336 (111 amino acids)
Source: RefSeq, a predicted model, not a curated record
AUGACGCCCAAAACGGAACCCUGGUACGAAUACACCAUGAACGAGACAAAGACUCGACAUCGCAUGCAACUUGCAGAUAUCCGUUUCUGUCAGUUCCAGGCAUAUGCAGAUCCAACGAAAAAGGAAGAGAUCACCGAGGAGUUGAAGCACUUGCCUAGUGCCCACACUGACGCCGAUGACAAUAUUCGCGAGUCUCAUGUCGAUAUGCUGCGAGCAAACAUGCUAAGAAUCAUGGGCCCCGCCAGAGAAUAUCAAGCCUACAUGAACGAACUGUUUUCUAAGUGCAUUCGUGGUCUCGAAGACAGUAUCUCUUGGAACGAUACGUCAAGCCUGUGA